GGGUUUAUUAUGCCGGUAUAGAGUCGAAACCCAAUAUUAGCAAAAUUAGUUGACGUUAGUAAAUCAGUAAAUCAAACAAGGCCUUGCAAGAAGCCCAUUAGUAAAGUCUUAUCCAAGAAAGAGUUCAAGCCCAUGCGCGUCGUCCUUUCAUAUGGCGAGCGCCGUCGUCUCGGCUUGGUUUCGCCUCCCGCCGCGGGUUAAGUCGCAUCGUUCCACGACCUGUUUUAAUUAUCUCCGUCUGAUCACUACAACUUCGUCCAUGUGCCAACAUACCGGCGAAAUCAGUGCCGUCGUCGAUGUCUCCCGUAACGACGGGGUGCUUCGAAGAGAUCUGAUCGAUUCGUGGCCACUAGGGAGCGUGGUAACGCAGGGAUGUCACGCGUCUGUGGCGGCGAUCUGGUCGUUUAAAGAUGAUCCGGUCACGCUUCAGUAUUGUGAUCCCGCGCACAUUGAUUCUAUGCACAAGGUGACUUUAGAGGUUAAAGGGGAGACUCAGAUGAUGAAUUUGACAGAGAAGCUGAGAUAAGGAGGGAUCUCUCAUAAGCUAUGGAUGGAACAGCCUGAGAAUAUUCCGACUUGUAUCGCUACAAAGCCUUAUCACAAAUCUCAAGUCUCUCCUUUCUUCAAAUAUCUCAAGCUUUGCAAGUGAUUAUUUUCAAAAUUUUAUUUCUUUCAUAUCUAUUUUUCGCUACUAUAAUCAUGAAUUAUUGAAUUACACAACAAUCACAAAAAGAGAGAAAAAAAAACAUGUUAUUUAGUUUUUACAAACGGUUAUAAAGACAACAUGUAAAGAGAAGUUUGUAUAUAUUACAUACAAAAACAUAGAGAACUCGGAGGAAGGAGAUGAGAGUUUUUUUGGUUUUAGGAAUGGGCGAUGAGGCGUUUACCACAGGUAGAGCAAAUAAGGCGACGUUUGGCUUUGUUAUAGAGAGGGACGAAGCAGAAUCUCCACUGGCUUUCUACGUCCACCGUUUGAACCAUUCCACCGCAGUACGGACAUGCUCCAGGAGCUGCGUAUCUUCCGAUCACUCUCUCGUCUUGAUCGCACACGAACACCAAACACAUCUCUGCUUUUUCUUCUUUUUGUCAAGGUAAAACAAAUGGAAUAUCUUUUUUUGCUUUAGAAAGGUGGCUGUGCCGAUUUAUUUAUAGAGGAUGACUUUUAUGGAAAUAGAUUUAUGUUUCCGCGUGAGAAAAAAAAAAGUGAAUUUAGGAUCUCCAGAAAAAUUUAGCUUAAUCUAGAAGCAAUUUU
Messenger RNA from Eruca vesicaria subsp. sativa (arugula), 1252 nucleotides. NCBI's taxonomy places the organism in Eukaryota, Viridiplantae, Streptophyta, Magnoliopsida, Brassicales, Brassicaceae. The record is from the annotation of a GenBank genome assembly.